Didymosphaeria variabile is the source of this 879-nucleotide messenger RNA. RefSeq lists its product as uncharacterized. The record is from RefSeq and is a predicted model, not a curated record. The transcript is spliced from 2 exons. Bases 1 to 879 code for a protein of 292 amino acids. Lineage: Eukaryota; Fungi; Ascomycota; Dothideomycetes; Pleosporales; Didymosphaeriaceae.
AUGAAGGGCGUACGAACGUUGGAAAAUGUUCCUCUGAUCCACGGCCCCACAGCUCGGGCUCCGGCUGGUACUAAGCUAUGGAUCCUCCACGUAGGAAACCUCGAGGCCGAUGAAGGCUGGUUCAAGCGCGCGGGCAACACUUCAACCGCCUCGAACAAGAACCCCGAGAAGCUGCGCCGCAAGCUGGUCAUGCUGUCCAUACUCAUCGAGCACCCGACCGAAGGCCUCAUCCUCUACGAAACCGGCGCUGGAGAUAACUACCCCGAAGUCGUAGGCUCUCCCAUCAACGACAUCUUCGCCCGCGUAGACCAUGACAAAUCGAUGGAACUAUCCGCACAGAUCGAGAAGACAGGGCACGAUAUCAAAGACGUGAAAGCCGUUAUUAUCGGCCAUCUGCACCUCGACCAUGCAGGCGGACUUGAUCCGUUCAGAAAUACCGGGAUUCCGAUUUACGCCCACGAACUCGAGCUGAAAUAUGCAUUCUACGCCGUCGCUACAAAGUCCGACCUAGGCGUCUACCUUCCUCACUACCUCACCUUCGACCUGAACUGGGUGCCUUUCCAUGGCUCUUUCCUCGAGAUUGCUCCCGGGAUUAACUUGCACCAUUCGCCGGGCCACACGCCGGGAUUGUCCGUCAUGCAGGUCAAUUUGAAGGAAAGCGGAACCUGGAUAUUCACUAGUGAUCAGUACCAUGUCAAGGAGAAUUAUCAGGAUGAUGUGCCGCAAGGCUGGCUUGCGAGAGACCAUGAAAGUUGGUGUAGAUCUCACCAGAUGAUAAAGGGAUUGGCGAGGAGAACGGGGGGAAAGGUGGUGCUUGGGCAUUGUUGGGAUACAAUUAAAGAUUUGGGGUUGGAGUUUGCGCCGAAAGUUUAUGAGUGA